CCUCACCAAUGAGCACCACAUGCCCACAUCACUGUCUGCCUCAGUAGCCUACUUUCUGUAAAGUAAAGUUAUGAGAAUUUAGCGUCAUUUUUGCUCCUGCUGAGGCAUACUUCAUCCUUCUAACGGAUUAAGUAAUACUAGCCAAAGCCCUUCAACGUUACUGCAAUAGAAAUAUCUACUGGCAGCUAGCCACUGGACUGACCUACAGGGGUGAAGAUGUUUUGGGGUACUUGAACAUAUUGGAAAUGGAAGCGAACAACUUGGCAGUGAAGCAGCAGGAAUUUCGGCAGAUUAGUCGUGAGGAAGAGCUGAAUGCAACACUACAGGAACUCCUCACUAAAAGAGACCAGUUAAACGUUUAAAUAAAAGCAAAUACAUCCCUCCAGAAGCUGAGAACUCUACUGGACAAAACAGGUGUUCCAUGUGAGAGGGAUGAGGAUGACCUGGAGGAUGGCUCAGAGAACUCACAACUUCUGCUGUUGAUGGCUAGACACAGACAACUGCAGGACCUGCUUCAUGGUCACCACCUUAUCGGUGGGUAUGAUAUAGGUGUCUACCUUGAGACAUAUAACCUGGAGAUGAACCUGGGUUCUAAUCUGAGAAUUUGUCGCCACAACAUCCCUCCAUUCAUCCCCCUGGAGAGGCUGGUCAAGCAGAGCAACAUGCAGACAGACGUCAGGGCUUUCCUGUAUACCCUCAGCCAAUAUCUCAAUGCCUACGUUGGCCGCAAGCAGCAGCUGCACCUCAUCAAGGAGCGUCAUAGCUCUGUUUGGGUAAUGGAGAGUAAUACUCUCUCUACUAUACUGGUGCUGAUUUUCACUAUACCAGGAGAGAAAGCCGGGGCUGCACUGUGUACACUGGAGUAUGCUGACCACACACAAUGCCUGCCCAACCAGGUCAACAUAGUCUGAAGGUAGAAUUCAUAAAUACCAUCUAGAUACUUAAUAUUAAAUGACCUUUUAAGGGUUGUUGUU
This is a messenger RNA of Salmo salar (Atlantic salmon), 974 nucleotides long. NCBI's taxonomy places the organism in Eukaryota, Metazoa, Chordata, Actinopteri, Salmoniformes, Salmonidae. The record is from RefSeq and is a predicted model, not a curated record.